Molecule: messenger RNA, 285 nt
Organism: Ogataea philodendri
Lineage: Eukaryota; Fungi; Ascomycota; Pichiomycetes; Pichiales; Pichiaceae
Exons: 1
Coding region: 1-285 (94 amino acids)
Source: RefSeq, a predicted model, not a curated record
AUGGCCGGUGGUAUAGGAGGUAAGUGGGAUAGUGAGAUCGAGAAGAGACCGCCAUAUGGAGCCCAUCCGUCCGGAGAACGUCUUAGCACGGCCAUAGACAGGCACGAGGUCAUAUUCGCGAGCAUACAGAGCACCAACAAAUGCUCCAAUAGAGGUACCUCCAACAAAGUCCACAGGGAUUCCUUUUUCUUCCAAAGCUGCAAUCACACCAAUGUGACUGAUGCCACGAGCACCCCCUCCGCCAAGAACCAGUCCAAUUGCCUGGCCCGUCAGAAUUCUGGCUAG